GCGCGCACGCAGCCUCCCUCUGCCCGGCUCCUCCCCUCCCCCUUCGCUCCUUGUCCCGCUCGCUUGUGGCGCUUGGCGGCUGCUGAGGAGACGCCGCCGCCGGAGCCCGGGCCGGCCUGUGAGGAGGAGCCGCCGCCCCGCACCACCCCCCGGGAGAGCCGCCUCCGCCCUCCUCGCCCGGCGACACCCCCUCCCCGGUGCUGCCCACCCACCGGCCCGCUGCGGCGCGCGCAGACCUCCUGAUUUCCAUUCUCUUGUGGGGAAGAGUUCCUGUUAUACUUGUUAGUUCAACAUGGCAGACCAGAGGCAACGUUCGCUGUCUACCUCCGGAGAAUCGUUGUACCAUGUUCUAGGACUGGACAAGAAUGCCACUUCUGAUGAUAUAAAAAAGUCAUACAGGAAACUUGCAUUGAAAUAUCAUCCUGAUAAGAACCCAGAUAAUCCAGAGGCUGCAGAUAAAUUUAAAGAGAUCAACAAUGCACAUGCAAUAUUGACUGAUGCCACAAAACGAAACAUCUAUGAUAAGUAUGGCUCCUUGGGUCUGUAUGUAGCAGAGCAGUUUGGAGAGGAGAAUGUCAACACAUACUUCGUCCUAUCCAGCUGGUGGGCAAAGGCCCUGUUUGUGUUCUGUGGGCUCAUCACAGGCUGCUACUGCUGUUGCUGUCUGUGUUGCUGCUGUAACUGUUGCUGUGGAAAGUGUAAACCUAAACCUCCUGAAGGCAGCGAGCAGGAAUACUAUGUCUCUCCAGAGGACUUGGAGGCACAGUUACAGUCGGACGAAAGGGAGGCCGCAGACACACCUAUUGUGAUACAACCAGCAUCAGCCUCAGAGACGACCCAGCUCACAACCGACUCUCACCCCAGCUACCACACUGAUGGAUUUAACUAAUGAUUUAGAAUGGAUAAAUAAAUACACGGCCAACUCAACACUAGAAUCAUGAACAUUAGAAAUAGCGAAUGGAGAGGGGGAAAAGUUUUGCCACAGUAAGAAGGCAGUCUCCAACCUGCCGAGAAUAUUUUGUAAUCCCUUCAGCCUUUUGUCACCUUCAGUGUCGUAUCUUGAUGAUACAUGAAGUGCUGUAGCAUGCAGUAUUUAAAGCAGUUUAGCUAUGGUCUUAUUUGUUUGUUUUUCCCUUUUUAUAGCAUGUAUGGAGUUAUGUUAAAUGUCUGUUUGUGUUAUGUAUUGAGGAGUUUUCACAAUAAGAGUAUGAUGGAGACAUUCUGCAUUUUAAGCAGUGAUACCAGCCUAAAACAAGAUCUUUUUUAAAGUGAGUGAAAUCAGUCACACACAAGCUGCUCUGCUUCCAUACAGUUGGACUGUGAAGUCCUUAGAGUUCAUCAUUUUUAUGUGAGUGCAACAAAGAUCUUAAGGUCUUUUGUUUUUAGGCCUUCCUGUGUCUCCCUGCACCUCUAUCUAAGCAAGUUUAUAAUGCAAAGAACCAAAAACUGCCAACAUUGUAAGGCAGGAAUUCUUUAAUGAUGAUUUUCAGCCUAAAUAAAACUACCCUGGACAUGCUUCCCUCAUUUGUUUUUUACUCUUCAGACAUUAAAUUGAUGGACAGCUCCUUAUGCAUAAUGGGAAUUCUUUGAUAGUAUAGGCCCAAAAUGUAGAUUGUGACAAAAAUCAAAUGUUAAUAGCAUUAUUUUUAGGGACUUCUUUAUUUCAAGCAGAAACUGUUUGAGUUUAAGCAUUCCCUUGCAGUGUUUAUAACCAACUAUUGCAGCCUCUUAUUAGUGCAUGAGAAUCUUAACGUGAAACUGAUUAGUCUGUUUUCAUUAUCCAAGUGAAGGAAAUGCAGAAAGUAAACAAAUAGCAUCAGUGGUGGAAAGCAAAUUAGAUUUUUAAAAUUCUCUUUUAAUAAUCUAAAAUGCUAUUAGUAAGACCAUUAGGAACACUUAUUUUUUAAAAAUGCUUUUAACCUGACAAUGUCCCUUUAAUUUUUGUCAUGAACAACUUUUUGGAAGGUGUAAAUGGCUAUUUAAGGACAAAACACCUCACUUUGUGUUUACAUCAAAUAAUAGUUUACACACACACUACUCUGUUUAGAUAUGUUUACUUAAACAUUUUAUUUUUCUGCACAUAAAUUAUUGUGGAAACUAUUAAACAAUUUCCUGUGCUAUCUUGAAAUCAGAUCAUGUCUGAAUAAUGUUUAAAACUGUGGUUUAAUAUAUGAAUUUUAGGUUUGCUCAGCUGUCACAGAAACAUUUACUUUGCAGUUGAAUUGCUUAUAUAUUUUGCUUUUAACGGAUUUCUCUUUAGAAAAUGUUGAAUAAGGAUUUAGGGGAACAACUAGGGAGCUUUUGGUAGUUACUUACUGCCUCUUCUGCUUUGAUCUUUUAUGUCUUCAUCACUUCUCCUCUCUUCCCUUUGCAUCUGUUUCUUCACAUCACAUGCCCCAACCGCACUUUUUCAGGCCCUACAAAGUGACUGACAUCCUUCCAGCCAACAUUCCCUUUGGGACUCUUCCAUGCUGCUCUUUCACAAGGCAGAGGCGUCUCUUUGGAGAAAGUGCUUAGCACUGCUCAAGUGGCCCUGCCAGCCUAUAGAAGAAGAGCCCAGGAACUGAACUAAGGUUUCUUGCCAUAGCAGGGCAAAGCACUACAAUUGGGCUAACCUAGCAUAGUUUCUUUGUUAUGAAGGUUGUAGCUUGUGCCUUGUCCAGGUGUGCAGGAUUGUCCAUGUGAUUAUCUUUCACUAUAACCUUGCACAUAGUGAAAGAUUACUUAAAACCUCUGUCUUGAAAUCCUGCCAAAUGUACUAGGCAAAAAAAAUAAAAUAAAAUUCAGCUCUCCGUGCUGAAUCAGGUUGUUCUAAAAGCAGUCUCUCUCUUCACACCCCUCCCUCCCCCCCCCCAGCGGCUGGUGCAUGAACACAAUUGCAUGCAUGUAAGUCUGGUGCAGGCAGAAGUGUGCUUUUGACUAUGUUGGAUCCUGGUGUGGUGUCAAAAGGGAAUCUAUAACUAAACAGAUUUUAGAUAGCAGAGUCCUUUAUGAGCCAUUUGCCCCCUGUAGCAUUUGAGUACAGUUGAUAGUCCUACAAACUUGAAGUUACUUGGACACUAUUACCAGCAUAUCUGGGGCAACCAGUGAUUUACUGCUCUGCUCUUUGUUUUGGUAUUUAGCAUCAGGAAAAAAACUGUUUUGCAGUCUCAAGAAAUCAGUCCCAAUCUGAUCUUAGAUCCUUGCUUAAGUAAAGUCUUUAUUUAACCCCUUUGGAUGGGGAAUAAAUUUCCAGCUCAAAACUAGGGUCACAAUGGCCUUGUAUAGACACUACCUAACCCUGUACUUAAUGUUAUGUUCUACUCUGGAGUACAUUAGGAUAUAUAUGCAAGCUUAAUUCCCUAGAAGCUUACUGGCCAAAGCUGCUUUUGUGGUCUGUACAUGUCAGUGAAUGCUACUGGCUAAAAGUUAACUACAUUUAUCUGAACAGCUGACAAAAGGGGCUGGUAAAAUGAUGGAAAGACUCUUUCCACAUGUAUUAAUUACACUUCAGAAUAGUCUUCCUUCCUCUUGUCUAGAAGUACUGAUGCAAAACAUCAGUUCAUUUGAAUUGUCACUUUAAUGUGAAGAAGUUGUGACUCCUUGUAUCAGGGAUCCAAGUUAGUGUUGAUCUUUAGUUAUUUUUGAAAUUGCAGAUAUUAUUUCUUAGUUUCUGUAGCACUUCAUUUGCAUCAGUAAAGUCGUCAGGAUGUUUCUGUGUGCAAUGUGAGAAUUAAAUGCAGGACAAGGCUUCUUAACUCGAGCUUCAAACUCCACUGAAGUAAGUUGUAAGAACUUACUGCAUUCUUUGUCACCAAUGUCACCAUCUAGGAGCCCUGUGUACUUUUAAAUACAAACUAAUCUUAAAACUGUGAAAUUGAGGAAGAUCAGAAAAACAAAAUUAAAGAUGACACCCGAGUUCAUGUUCUGCACUGUUUGGAAAAAGAGCCAUGAUAGGGUAAAUUUAAAAGUGCACCACAGUGGUGGUGGUGGGGGUGGGACGACAAGAUUCAGACUAGUAACACAUUUAUAUAUCCUUGAUUAUCCACUAUAUAAGUCCAUAAUUUCCUCCUUUUUAAUUACCUAGCAAGACCCAAAUUCAGAAAGUGGUAGUUUCCUUUCAACAGUUGAUGUGUCCACAUCCAUCUACAGUAAAUUAGCAGACCGUGCAUCAUUGUAUGUGGUUAUGUUGUAAGGGAAACACCAGAACGCUGAUCUCAGGACAUAGUGCACUCCCUCCCUUCCUUUUUAACAUCUUAAAUCUUUUCAGUGUAAGAUUUGUUGUAGGAGUGUCAUCCCUUUGUUUUUCCUGAUUUCUCAGUUUUUAUAUGAAACACAUGGUUAUUUUAAAUGUAGUUUAUUUCAAAAAAGGAUGUUAAACUGUAUUAUGUAACCAGAAGACUUGAAAGUUAUCCAUUCUCCUUUUCAUCUUUGUUUUUAUUUUAAAAAGGGCCCUGCCAGUAAAUAACUUGCCACAUUUAUUUUUAAUUGACAUAUAUAUUAUACAUGAACACCCCGAGCUCUAAAACCUACUACUUGCACUUUUGUAAUUGCAAAAUGGCCAAACUUUGUACACCCCUCCCCCCCCAGUGAGUACAAAAUGUAAAUAGUGGUUCCUUAGCUAACAUCUGACAUGCUAAGAAGCAGCAAACAUUUCCAAACUUUAUGGGACGCCUGCAUUGUCCUUACCCGAAUUGGAAUAGCAGCUGCACUUGGAGGCUACAACAGGCACCAAAACCUGGGAAAUUAAAAGGGAAGUGAACUUAAAGGCCAUUAUUACUGGCUUAGAUGCAGAAUGUUUCCUUCCAAAACACUUAACCUAAGCAGCGUUAUUCUGUGUUAAAUGUGUUGCCAGAGUUAAACUGAAACUUGUUUGUUUGUUUUCAAAGUUAUUUUAUAAGAGAAAUUUUCUCUGUUUCCUGAGGUCUUUGUUUAGGUUGUUUAGUCUUUCCCAUCUAGCUCAUAAAACCUCUCCAGAACAAUAGCUCCCUUAGUAGAUAGAAACAUAGCUGUUGGUAUCCAGGAGGUGGGAUUUUUGAGACAACCCAGUCUGGAGAGUACACUAGUGACUGAUAUUAAGGACCACCGACUUUACUUCCAAGUUUUGUUGUGAAUCCUAGAGAGAAUAUAUAAACAAAGCAGCUGCUUCAGUAUCAACAAAUACUUAAAUACCAUCAAUUUUUCAUUAUGGCAGAACUGCCAUUGAAGUAGCUGGUGAUGGAUUUAUUGGACGCCAUUCUUUCUCUGGAUGUGAAAAUCCCCAAGCUUCAGCUAGUGCAACAAAUGACAAGUCAAAAUCUUCACUUGAGGUGAAUGAAGGGGCACUGUGCCUGUUAAAUGCCAGUUUAAUUUCAUUGGUAAUGUAUGUAGGAAGUUAACUAUUUAUCUGUAUAUAAAUUUGUUUAUGUAAACGUCUUAAUGGCAUUUGAUGAUGUGUAGAUUUCUGCUAAUUCCAUGCAGUGACAUUUUAGAGCCAUAUCUUCAGUCUUAUUUUUAGAUUUGUAACAUUUUUAAACUGCUUUAGAUAUUAGUGCUCAGUGUUUAAAAUAUAUGAUGCUCUUUGAGAUUUAGAUGUGCAGAACCUGUUCAGAAAGAAGGUGUUAAUGUGGUACUAGAACGAGGACAACAGUUGUUAAAACCCAUCCUGUCAGAACCCGUUUACGCUACAGAUGUAACUAAGUUAGGGAGUUGAUUGAAGUUUGUUCCUGAUCCAUUUUAUACAGGUCAUUUUAUGUAAUGUGGUGGGACCUGUGUGCGCUUUUACAGGGCUAGACUUUGAGUAUUGGUGGUGUACACAGCCCUGAGAGAGGUGCCCUGUUUCCUUAACUAGGCUGUGCCCUUAGAAUCUGUCUGAUCCCCUUCAGUGUUCUUGACGUUUCCAAAUAAUUUAGGAAAUAGGUUUGUGCUGCAGUUUUCCCUGCCUAGUGCAACUGGAUAUUGGCUCAGCUUUUACAAGGGAUCCUUGCUAGGUAGAUUGAUAGGCUUCUGCCACUCUGCAGUUCCUCCGUCUUACUGACAGCUCUGGGUGCUGUUCAGCCUGCAUUAAUCCUUGGACUAGCGCACUAAACCCAGCUCCUGUACAGAUGUUUGUAGUGUGAGGUUGGUACAAACUGAACAUACAUAACUAUUUGAAUGCCACUGCUCCCUUCUAUAGAGGGAGCCUUCUAGUUUGUAGCAUACCAUUGAACUGCUUAUACACCUUAAAAUAAAUACCACUGAUAGCUUGGAAAGUUUAAUUUUGUUGGCUAUAUUGGGAAGGGAAAAGGCAGGAAAUCUUGUCAGUGUUCAAGACCUGUGAGAACUGAUAGUCUGCUUCACAUACCGCAUUUGGAGACUUCAGUGUUAUCUAAAUGAGAGACUACAAGCCUGAAGUCCCUGUUUCAUUCCAAGAAGGUGCUUUCUUCAAAGGCUAAGCUACAUUAGGGCAAUUGUUUGUCUCUUGCCUGCCACGCCAAACUCCAUAAUUCGGGAAGACACACUUUCAUUUGAAAGUAAAAUGCCAAUAUUACAUGCACCAUUCUGUUUAUUGCUAGAGGGAAAUGCUGGGUAUCGGUAGGUUACAUACAGAUAUAACCCGAAUAGACUUCUCAAGAAUUAAUGGCUGUCUUCUUCCCUACUACAUUUUCACAACCAACAAAGAAUGUUUCCUUGUUGUUUGUGGAAAGUUGCUGAUCAUAUUUUGUGUGCAGCAGUGGUUGCCAAAAGAUUGAAAGACUUAUUUGAAUCCUGUCAACUGCCCUUUGAUCCUGUCCCAUGAGACUGACUGGAGGUGUAACAAAAUACAUCGAUAGUUCCUGAUUCCUGUGCUGGUUUUAGGUACCCUGUGCAGUGGGGGAUUCAACGUAGUUUGCAAAUCAAGGAGGUCCAAACCUUGUGCUGUAAGUAUGGGAUUGCAAUAUCGUGUGUGUGUGUGUAUGUAUGCACGCACAUAUGAAUAUAUUUAUACAACAUGUGUGCACUUGGUACUGCUGCUGUCUGGUGGUAAAACAUUAAAUUUGCUUCCCAGCACUACUCUUAUGAACUCUCAGCCAGACAAGUGAAGAAGUUAGUUUUGUGUGCCCAGAAUCACAACUUCUCCUUUCAGCUGCAGGAAAAAGAAGUAGCUCGGUCAGCGAAUGGCAGGUGAAGAAAACAAUGAACAGAUCCUAUUGUAUGAAUAGAAUUAGAUACAGUGUUUGAAUGAGAAUGUCAUGCCAUAUGUAAGGGGGAGGGGGAAUCCUCUCAGCUUCUGUGUCCACAAAGUCUUCCCUCCUUGCUAGAAUAACUGUAUCUUGAAUAAUAAGAUGCCUUUGCACUGUCUGGUUCAGUAACCCCAAUUUUUGUUGCUUACAAACAGACUGAAUUCAAAAGGGUGGCAUGGAAUUGAUUAUGAAUUGUAACGUAAAACUAGUGGUGACUUCAAAACCACACAGAUUAUGGCCAAUGUUCAUGUUACUACCACCAAAUUACUUCUAGUCAUCUUGGUUAGAGAACGCCAGGUGGUCCUCCUUGGGCCUCAUUUCCCUUAAGGUGUUUCCUAACAUGAACACAAAGUACAUGCACAAAUCACAUUUGGUUUUCUAUUUGCUAAUGGCAAUCAGCACAAAUGUGAAAAUCUAUAGGAAUCAAGGAGGGGUUCCUUUUGCUACUUAAAUGUUUGAAAUGACAUUUGUGUCUGUCACAACAGAUGAACCUUAACAUUUGCCAAGCUCAAACUUUUGCUGUUAAGGUUUCCUUUUUUGGUGCAUGUGUGCCACUUUAGCCAAUUGCUGUCAUUCCAUUCAUUCUGCCACUUUUUGGGGUAGAAGAGGAGGCGCUAUUGGUUGCCUUGUCACAGACAUCCAACAAGGUUUAUAUUUAUUUUGCAUGUGAGCAAGGCCCUGAGAUAAGCAAUCCACUGUGGGUUUGUCAUAUCGGCCUCUUAUGAAGCCUGUGGGAGCUGAAGAUGUAAUGAGAGAAUGCAUUUCACAUUUGCACUGUUUUUCAGCUCUGGUGGGGUGAGGGAAAAGCCCUUGUUUAAAAAAACGUUAGCAGUUGUAAAAACAAAGGAUUAAAGCAUCUGAAAAGCAAUUAUAUAUGUAUAGACAUAUAUAUAUUUUGUUAUGUACCUAAAGGACCAUACUUUGAAUUGUAUGUAAGUAGAUGUGGCUGUCUGAACUUUGUGGAUUGUAACACUCGAUACUACUGAGCUCCUGUACAUACAUACGGUUAAAGCAGAAGGAAUUAUUUUAUGUUUUAGCAUGGUAAUGUGUAAUGUAUGUCUCAGUAUAAACUAAAAUAAAGAUUGCUAAAUUAUCUGAAA
Molecule: messenger RNA, 8260 nt
Organism: Chrysemys picta bellii (western painted turtle)
Lineage: Eukaryota; Metazoa; Chordata; Testudines; Emydidae
Source: RefSeq, a predicted model, not a curated record